AUGGAAAUUCGUCAGCGCAGUCAGAAACGAAUUAAUGCAGCAUCACAUCAGAUUUUGUUUAGAGCAUGCGCAGAUGGCGUUACGAGACUUGAUCCAGUUUCUGAAGACAAUUUUUCAUUUGAUGUUUGCUGCCAGCAGUGUAACACCUUGUAUCCAAAUCAAAAACUAAGUAAAGAAACGAAAGAAAACAAAGAAAUUAACGAAUUUGUGAACUUUUACCUUAAAUGCGAAAAAUGUCAACAUAAUCUUCGGAUAGAAGUCCUUCGUAAUUACCUUCAUUCAACUGCAGGAAUCUCAAAUAAUUGGGAACCACUUUAUAACGUUGACUGUCGUGAAUGUUUUAUAGAUAUUGUUCACUGUGAUGCAUGGACUAUAACAUCAACAAGUGGAAAGAAAUACGAAUGGGAUGGGCAAAAAGAUUUCUUUGAUUACGAUGAUGAAGCAGCUCAUCCUGUCGGAAUAACGGAUAUUGAUUUUUAUGUUCGACCCCUCGAUUAA
Messenger RNA from Trichomonas vaginalis G3, 498 nucleotides. Its product is annotated as MAL13P1.257-like family. The record is from RefSeq and is a predicted model, not a curated record. The coding region runs from base 1 to 498 and encodes 165 amino acids. Gene Ontology annotation, molecular function: zinc ion binding. NCBI's taxonomy places the organism in Eukaryota, Parabasalia, Trichomonadida, Trichomonadidae. The transcript has a single exon.